AUGCCCCGGGGAAGGAAGAAGGAGCCUCGUCUACGGCAAACGUCCUUAUCUUCUUUCCGCCUUCCAGCCAUACUGAUUAUCAGACAGAAAAAUACUGCGUUAGAAUCACGAUGGUGUGAGAUCUGCGUCAGGGAUGUUACCGUCGGGACAGGUGGCGAUCACAAUUGGGAGGUGCAUCUUCACGGUCACGAGCAUGUUACCAACAGCCAGAAAGCCCAGAAUAAGAAGAUUACUGCUUAUUUUGGGCGUGCGCGGCCUCAUACGGUGGUACCUCUCAGACAAAAUGUGACAAACAUCCAGCCUAUUGAAAUCGAUGAAGGGACCAUCGACGAGCAACCAACAAGUCCUCUUCAACAGGGACAGUUGUGUCUGUCUAGUGUCAGAAGUGAGCCUCAACAGCAGGGGGUGAUGGCAGCUUCUGGUAUGGGCAUCAUCCAGUGUAUCUGUGCUCUAUCAUCCGCCCUCCCGGAGACAGUACCCACUGCAAACCCCCAUGAUGUAUGGGCCAUGUUUGCGGUGGACCCAGUUAUUAUGCUCGAGUCCGAUCAGGACCCCUGGGAAAUGGUCAAUACAACCCUUCAUGGCGCUCUCGGUUAUGGCACAACACCCGAAACUUUAUCCCCCUUAUACGCCGAGGACCGCUCGGUGUCGAAGCAUUGUGUACCUGGCUUGAGAAGUGCUUCCGAGAGCUCAAUCACUAACUCUCUAAACAGUGGUGCUUCCCCCGACCCAUCUAUGCCGCAAAAUUCAAGCUCAGAGCUGAGCUGCUCCAUUCCCUCUUCACCUGUCCAUCAUGCUUCAGCCCCGAGUGCUAAAUCCUCUUCACUCAUCCGUGGCUCUCCAGCGCCAAGUAUCAGAUGUCCUGGUCUUGCCAUGGAGCUGCCAGCUGGUACGAGUCCAUACGGUGUGUAUCCAUUCAGCACCCAUACGCGCCAUUCACAACCGUGGGACACCAUCGUGACAGAUGACAAGCUCUUCACUGUGGCGAAGAUGUGUUGUGGCAGUGCCAGCUUCGAGGAUGGACAGCUGCGACCUUGUCGUUCCUGUCGGGAGCUUGCUAACAAUGAUAUGCUCCUGGCAAUGCGUAGUCGGAUGUUUGAUGGCUGUCCAGAAACCGUCAAUUAUGCAUAUUAUUCCCAUUAUCAGCUUCUCGACCUCCACCGCCGGCGGCAACAGCUUGACAUGAUGUGCUUGGGUGGUCUAAACCAUGCUCACAAACUAGCAGUCAAAUGUCGAGCAAUGGGUGCGGCCAACCAUAUUCUUAUGAUGAUGGCGCAAGGUGACAUACCUGGCGCUGAUCGGAUGCUUCGAGUGGCUUUGCACAAUGGUGCAGGUCUUCUAGGAGUCCUCGAGAAAUUUGGUGCGGCAGCUGGUCGUCUCAGCAGUGGUAUCAGCCCUGAAGAGGCAAACCUGCACCGUAUCUUCCUUUUCGCAAAGUUGGGCAGAGCACGUGUGGCACAGAUUGCCCAGCGCAGCUUGAAUUUACCCUCUGCAAGUAAGCGUCCGGUCCCGGUUAUCCUUUGUACCGAGCUUGAUAUUCCGACAGCAAGGACGGCUGUGCGCUGGCUCGGCAAACCUGUUAGCUUGUUCGUGGACGAGCUGAAGCUGGAAGAGCGCCUCCUGUGGGACUCUGCUACUAAUCACAUCCUUGGUGUAUGCCGGGAGCACUCCAAAUCCGUCUCACUGGAGUUUCGUUCAAUGGCCCAAGCUGAUGCUUUGCACGAGGCAUUGACAAACCCAUCACUGCCUCAAAGAGACCGUGUACAUCUGGCUACAGAGGUGACCGUUGUUGCAAUGCGCGUACUAUCCAGUGAUCCUCGACGAAAUGCAGCACGUCCAGUAAUAGUGUCUGGAACGUGCAAACGAGAGGAUGACAGAGCCCAGUGUGACCUCCUGCUGAACGCGGUGAAUAGCUUUAAGGGUCAUACCCUGACUACGACUUCACCCAUUUAUGCCCUCCUGCAGCCUUUGCCAUUGUUCAACCUCCUCUGCGGCGAUGACGAAGUCACAGGCGAUUUCGACUCCAAAAUGAAAUCAAGCGCUUCCGCCAUACAUUGUUAUGAAGCAAAGCAUCUGCUCCAUGAAGGCGAAAACCCCCGGCACGUUGAUUCACUCCUCUCACCAAAUGACAAGCAGGAUGUACCUCUUGCCUAUUCAUUGCUGCUAGCGAUAUCAGGCUUUGACUACAAUCCGUCCUCAACUGAUCAGUCUCCUGCAUUUCAUGCUGCCCAACGCAUUCUUCAGCUGCUGGGUUACUUAUACCAACAUAUCUCGGAGGCUUAUACAAACAUCGAUCUUUCCCUCGGACAGCAAUUGGAACACUUAUCAGCAGCCGCACAUAUCUGUCCUGCUGUCUAUGCGAGUAACAAAGGCGGAUUCAUUCCAGUUCAGCUCUAUUACGACAUUGUGACAAUGAUCAAGAACGUGUUCUUCUGCAUCGUAAAAGCGAUGGUCGUGGACCCAAAUGGUCAAUUCUACCUAAUCCUACUAGGUACUGACCCUCUUGAGAUCCUCUUUGGUGUUGUGCGGACAAUGGUCGGGAACGAUGCUAAUGCCGAUCAAUUGCAGCUAGCCUCGAGGCUCACGAUGGCCUCACUCUGUUCCACCCUGCUGCAGCUACAUCCCGAGUGGGAUCGAGGUGCUCGAAGGCUCGCAUUGCCAACUCUUCAUCCUGGGGACAAUUUGGUGGCACAGAAAUACGACCACAUUAACCCCUCAUCAUGGAAGGGUGAUGUGUCGUUGAACAAAGUUGUCCUGCUUACAUCGUGGCAACUUGGUAAGCAUCAAGCAUCUAGAGAGCUCGAAGAGUGUCACCUAGAUGUGCCCUUUGCAUCGAUGGAGGCAUCCCGCGGCUUUGAUAUCCUCUGUCCAUUUGGGGAGAAUAAAGUUGUCCUUAUUGGGGACUUGAAGGCCGGCGAACAUGAGGAGAAUGAAGAAGAACAAGACGAUCCGACUAGCUCUCAGCCAUCAGUGAAUGCAGUAUCGGAUCCGACAAGAGUGGCCGCGUCCCCCCAAGCAGACGAGACAGAAUGCAAUGAAGACGUCGAUUUGGAGCCCGAUCUCGAAGACCUCGUCGGCUCGGAACUUGGAAGAUUGGAUGGAGACGAAGCUUCCGAAUCGCCUUCAUAUAGUGCUUGGAUCUCAGUGGACGGCGACAGGGGUAAACGCCAGCACAAGGCAACGAUCUUACAGGUAUAUUCGAAGCCCAUGAGCAUCCAGAGCUCCCGAGACCGUCUCAGACGCAUAAACAGACUGUCAGCUUACAAUGAGUCUACCGCCAAAGAUCUCACACGGUCAUUUGAUGAGGGUGCAUCACUUAUCUCGGUUCAUAGUCCUGUCUUGACCAUUGUCCGGUGCAAUGGUCAAGUCUUUCUUGCUGCUGCUCUGGUAAUCGAUAUUCAAUCCAAUAACACGAGCAUCCAGUCUCUUCCGUAUGAUCAGCUACAAGAACCUUAUGUUCGCGUGAGGGUCCAGCUUAUGCGUCUGGGAAUAGCUACCCACAACACGAAUACCAUUCCUGAUCCAGGAGAAGAAUGGGAGUGGACAGGCGAGUUUGAGCAACUACCCGGGCCAACAUCCUCCAGGGAGCUCGAAGGGCAGUGGAUCAAGGUUGUGGACCCUGAUAUCAAGCAAGGCACACGGCGAUUGCAAUGUGGCACUCCCACAUAUUUCUUCAAUUCCGGAACUUUGAAGGUGGCCUCUUGUUUGUUAUUUGAGUGCCUCCAGAAGGAGCUCGAUGACUUACCGAAUGUUCCUCUGACAAUGACAUUCCCCUACCGUUCUUAUGAUGGUAAAGCAUGCUUCUUAUGUGAACCGGAUGGGCCUCGGCAGACAUAUCAAGACCAAUUCCACUGCCCCUUAUGCCUGUCGCUUCAUUUGGAUAAAGGUCCGAAGCUCAUUGAGCACUUUGGUCGGCACCUACUCUUUGAUAGCCACCUGGAACCAAGUCGAAAGGACUCUCCCUGCGGACUCUGCCUGAAUCUAGGCAGUGUUUGCCAAUUUCACCUCUGCAAGGGCCCAGGUGGCACUGAAAUUAUCAAUAUGAACACCUCACAAUGUCGCAACCUCUACAAGAUCCAGAUUGCCAGUGCCAGCAAAUUCACAAAGUCUUUGCCAUGUAUGAAUGUCCCGAUGGCAUGCCCGCUUGGUCCGCAGCACUCUGAUGCCAUUUGGAAGUAUAAUUUUGAUGCUCACUUUGACAAGGUCUACCCUCAGGCUGACAAAGAGUGCUAUCGUUCCUCAUUUGCCAUUUCCCCUGAGGAGAUGGACUGCAUGCGUGAACGCUAUGCCGCGAAACCAAGAAAGCAGCGCGUCAAACCGAAACAGAAUGUUGCUUUAGCAAUAUCGGAAUUACACAGCUCAAGAGUUGUCAUGCGUAAUAUUAACUGCAGUACUGAAUCAUCGGGUACGGCCUGCUCCGAGUCCUCACCGGCAAGCCUAUCACCGUCUUUGAUGGAUGACCAGGAUAUGCCAGCUGCAAUCCCCGCCCAUCUGUCUAUAUCGCCUCUCGGAAGUCCAUGUCUGCGCACUGCAGUACUGUCGACUUCGCCGGACCAGAGUCCUACGGACACCGCUCAAACGGUCGAGCCUGAGGGGAGUGCACCGGAUGUCAUAUUGACAAAGCGGACUGUUACAGAAGCCAAACUAGACAAAGUAGAAGACAAGCACAAAUACGAAACCUCUGAUAUACCAAAGAUCGACCGGACGGCUAUGGUUGCGGAUCCCAGCGCACAUGGUAAUUCCAUACACACAGAUAUUCCUCUGGACCCUGAUGUACAGAGUAUUGAGCGGCGCGAAGAUGUUCACAAUGCUGAGCCUGAGGUGGAUGCUUAUUGCCCGGAAGUGGGAGAAAUGGUCAAGUGUGACGGGCCGGAAUGUGGCGAAUGGUAUCAUUUCACUUGUGCGGGUCUUCUGGACUUGCCAGAGGGCGCGUGGUUCUGCUCAUCCGCCUGUGAGGCACAAGCAUCAUCUACACUCAAGAUACGGCUGCCCGCAUUGAAUCCGAGCAAGCGAGCAAAGAUAUAG
Messenger RNA from Gloeophyllum trabeum ATCC 11539, 5025 nucleotides. RefSeq lists its product as uncharacterized. The record is from RefSeq and is a predicted model, not a curated record. NCBI's taxonomy places the organism in Eukaryota, Fungi, Basidiomycota, Agaricomycetes, Gloeophyllales, Gloeophyllaceae. The transcript has 10 exons. Bases 1 to 5025 code for a protein of 1674 amino acids. Gene Ontology annotation, biological process: regulation of DNA-templated transcription. Gene Ontology annotation, cellular component: nucleus.